This is a messenger RNA of Fusarium proliferatum ET1, 2238 nucleotides long. RefSeq lists its product as uncharacterized. NCBI's taxonomy places the organism in Eukaryota, Fungi, Ascomycota, Sordariomycetes, Hypocreales, Nectriaceae. The transcript is spliced from 6 exons. The coding region runs from base 1 to 2238 and encodes 745 amino acids. The record is from RefSeq and is a predicted model, not a curated record.
AUGGAUACGCUUGCCCCCGAUAGGCUUGUCCCACUUGAUUCAUCUAAAGACGCCGACCUCGAAUGGGUAGCAUCGCCGGAUCUCGCUGGUCCUGGGGUUGUACUGAAUUUUGUACUUACAGCGGCACUAUCAUUACUUGUUGCCGCCGGCUCCUACUUUCAUACCUACAGCGGAUCCUCAUCAUCUCGCCUGGCUGGUAAACAUGGCUCACUCCAACAAAUGGGUGUCGCUCUGCUUGACCAGAGUGCUGUAACAACCACAGCUAUAGCUUUAUCAUCUUUGAUAUCCUGGGAAUCAUCUUCCGCAUUUACACGAAAGUCGUGUCAACUCUACGUAUCAAUGGGCAAUGUCUCUGCUCUUAUGCUCAUAAUCGGGAUCAACCAUACCAGCGUCGGACGCCAUAUCGUCGUUGCUUUGAUGGCCCUGGAGUCAUUUGCCAUUUCCAUCCGUCUUACCUUGAGUAACGAAUCUAUUUCCAGUGAGCUAAUGUGGUUAGAGAGAGGAAAUACGUGUCCACCCACUGGGGCUGAUCGCAUAAAUGCGCUGAAGCCUCUUUCUGAAUACUUAAGCCUUGCGAGCGAUGCAGUGUGCAUACUACUCGUGCUUUUGUUAGGGCUUGGUACCAUCGCUCCCUUAAGACGCAAGAUGACCAGGAUGAUCCAUUUUGCUUGCUUCGCGCAUGGUCUUAUUCGACUUGUCACAAAUCUUUUUGCAAUCAAGCAGCUCUUCACAAACUACAGACCGUACUUGCAAGACGAUGUAUCAAUUUGGUCAUUUGGCCAGAUAAUUCCUCUCGUAGGACUCGCGAUACCUAUAUGGUCUCUUGUUGAGUCAAACAUCCGUGGUCCUUCAACUGCGGAAGAUCAAGACCGCAGUACACAGGAGGAUCCAUCCACAUCAGACACAUUUGACCUGUUCCUUUCUAUAUCCCCUUUUGUCUACUUCUUUCGCACAAUCCCGCUUGUGGUAUUUGUAUUUAGUUUUAUCGCAUUAUCAUUUGGUCUCAUAAUCCUAUCACGAUGGUUCCAAGGAAACCAUUCCUCUGUGAGGCAUAUGCGUCCAACGAUAGUAAGAGCUUCACACUUACGUAACCUUAUCUAUUAUACGACAUGGGGCAACACCUCACAUGCCAGCCACGCGCCAUCAUCACUUUUGGGUCUCAUUCCAUGGAGGCUCCAGUGGAAUAGAGAGAGCGCUGUUCCUCCGGGUUAUCGGCGAAUAAGUUGGACAUGUUCAUGUGGCCAUAGUCUGGCAGCUAACUUCAGCAACUCUCAUCCCCUCGCCUUGGCAGCCUUAGAAAACAAGCUUCAUGGUUUGAGGAACUCCAACGCCACAGAUGCUUCUCACCAAUCAUCCACCCCUUCUACUUCAAGUAUACAAGACACUCACUCAGCAAUCUCCAUUGCCAGCGGAGAAUCCCCAAGUCAGCCCUCUCAGAGAAGGAAGACACAGUCGAAUAACAACGGACGAGUCUCAUCACGUCAAAAUAUCAGAUCGUUAGAUAAUUCUGAGAGGGUUGGCGUACCCAAGUUUUUCGAACUCUGUGUUACUGUUGGAAAACACUCUGUUAGACUGGGCGAGAUCAACAUAUCAUCUGUUACAACAGAUGGCCAGUUAUUUAAAAAGAUCUGGGAUAGCUACCGAGAGAUCAAGACAUCAACCUUGGGGGCCACCAUUAGAGGCUGGUUCUUUAAACCCAGCGACGUCUUUUUUGUUCAUUUUGGAGUCAUGGGCAGGCAUAGAGUGGGCAUAUACAGCAAACCAAUGGAGAUACCACCUGCCAAAGAAGUAGACGAGGGCCGAUAUCACUACUUCGAGUGUCCGAUGCAGCCGCUCCCUCCCAUGCCGGAUCACAUUUUCUUGCACUACUUAGAAGAGGCAAAACAGAAAACUGGUCGCCAAGAUAACCCAGCUGCACAUGCAGAAGAUAUUUUUCUCUCUCGGCUACCCAAGAAGCUAGGAUCUAGCAUCUUCACGAGUAGAUCUGGUCUUACGUCUGGAAUUACGUAUGGCUGGGGUGUGCAUAUAGUCGAACGACCAAGCGGUUGGGCUAAGAGCAUGCUUGGUAUAUUGAGCGCACUAACAUGCAUUGCUGUGUUUGCUAUUACCUGGAUGUGUGCUGAUUUCGAUAAAGCGAUUGGCAUAGGCCAAUAUAUAACUGGAGUUCUAGCAAUCAUAAAUGCCGCAGUUUACUUUGCCUUACAGGAUUAUAGCAGUCCGUUAUCACGACGAGAGUAA